Anisakis simplex (herring worm) is the source of this 423-nucleotide messenger RNA. Lineage: Eukaryota; Metazoa; Nematoda; Chromadorea; Rhabditida; Anisakidae. The record is from the annotation of a GenBank genome assembly.
GAUCUGUUGCCAUUUUUUCCGGAAUUCACAACGAUUGAGCACUUUAAAGAUCCGCUGUGUGCGUGUUUAAAGGAACAUUCUGGAAAGAUUAUGGAAUUACAAAAGGAGAUGAAAGAGGCAACAGAUAUCGCUGAGGAAAUUCGACAGCAAAUGAGCAAACUCAAUAAUAGGUCGACAAUAAUUCGCGCGAGUGAUCAGUGUGCGCUGUGCUAUGAGCAGGCGUUGUCGAGGGCUGUUUUUGCGUUUGCGUGCAGACAUUUCUUUCAUCGUGAUUGCUUGGAGAGGGAGGUGCAGAAGGGGUGGACUGAGGAGGAUCAUUCGAAAUUUUCGAAGUUAUUAGAGAAGGAAAAAUUACUACAAAGGCAGUUGGAUGAUAUGGAAAAGAAACAACUUUCGACGCCGAAACGUCGAAAAGGUUUUUAG